AUGAAGUGGUUGUGCUCCACCGCGCUGAUCUCGCUCUUUGCGACGACGGUGACGAGCUGGCCUUACGACGAGACCUUUCUUGACUACAACCUGAACACAAACAAGGAAGCAACGAAUCCAGCAGAAUACUCUGGAACAUACCCUUCUACAUAUCACCCUUCUCCUACCAACUGGCGUUUCCCGUUCUACACUCUGUUCUUGGACCGAUUCGUCAACGGUGAUCCUGAAAACGAUAACAUCAACGGUACUCUGUUUGAGCAUGAUCUGAAUUCGAACCAAAUGCGCCAUGGUGGUGAUGUGGCGGGCUUGGUCGAUACUUUGGAUUAUCUCCAGGGACUGGGAAUUAAGGGUAUUUACAUCGCGGGUACUUCUCUUAUGAACCAGCCGUGGGGAUUUGACGGUUAUUCUGCCAUGGAUACGACACUCUUGGAUCAACACUACGCUACAAUCAAGCAGUGGCAGGCGGCCAUCAAGGAAAUUCACGAUCGCGGCAUGUACGUGUUGUUUGACAACACCAUCGCUACAAUGGGUGACUUGCUCGGAUUCGACGGCCAUCUCAACAGCACGACUCCAUUCUCUGAAAAGGAAUACCAAGUUCAGUGGAAGUCAGCUCGUCGUUAUGUGGACUUUGAAAUCGGGAAUGACUACAACGCCUCUUGUGACUACCCCCGGUUCUGGUACGAGGAUGGAAAGCCAGUCAAUGCAUCUAUGACAGCCGAAUUGGUUGGAUGCUACGACAGUGACUUCGAUCAGUACGGUGACAUUGAAGCCUUCGGUGUGUGGCCCGAUUGGAAGCGUCAGCUGGCCAAGUUCGCCUCCGUCCAGGAUCGUCUUCGUGAAUGGCAUCCAACUGUUCGCCAGCGUCUCAUUCAACACUCUUGCAUGAUCAUCAAGACUCUCGACAUCGAUGGUUUCCGUUACGAUAAGGCUACCCAGUCCACCGUGGAUGCACUUGGCGAUAUGUCUGAGGCUUAUCGACAGUGUGCCCGCGACGUCGGCAAAGAAAACUUCUUUAUUGCCGGUGAAAUUACUGGUGGAGAUACCUUUGGUUCAAUUUACCUUGGCCGUGGUAGACAGCCUAACCAGAAGAAGAGCGGAGACGACGCUGCAUUGGAAACUAUGAAGUUGACAAACGAGUCUGAUCCCCAGUGGUUCUUACGUGAAGUCGGCAAAGAAGCAAUUGACGGUGCCGCUUUCCACUACUCGACAUAUCGUGCGCUGACUCGCUUCCUUGGUAUGGAUGGACAGCUAUCAGCUGGCUACGAUGUGCCUGAGGACUGGGUUUCUGGAUGGAACACCAUGUUGGUUACGAACGACCUGGUCAACGCGAACACCGGUAAAUUUGACCCCCGACACAUGUUUGGUGCUACCAAUCAGGAUGUUUUCCGCUGGCCUGCAAUCCAAUUUGGUGUCGAGAGACAGCUUCUGGGUUCCUUCAUCACCACGUUGCUUCUCCCCGGAAUCCCACUUCUCCUCUGGGGUGAGGAGCAGGCCUUCUACGUCCUUGAUGCGACCGCGUCCAACUAUAUCUACGGACGUCAAUCUAUGUCAGCAGCGACAGCCUGGAAGACCCACGGUUGUUUCCACCUGGAUUCGUCGCAGUACUACCAGUGGCCUAUCGAGAAGGCCAAACUUGGCUGCGAGGACGAUGGUGUCGCCUACGACCACCGCGACCCUUCUCAUCCCUUGUACAAUAUCUUCAAGCACAUGUACCAGCUGCGUGAGAACUACGAGGUGUUGAAUGACGGCUAUACAAUUCAAUCCUUGUCGAAGCAGACGGAAGAUGUUCUCUACCCGGGUUCUAACACCACAGUCACCGAGACUGGCAUGUGGUCGACUCUUCGCGAUGCCAACACUCUGGUGCAGAAUCUUACCGAUACUCAAUCAGUGUGGUUCGUCUACCAGAACAAUAAUGCCACAAAGCACUGGACCUUUGACUGCAGCAGCACCAACACGUCAAAGACAUUGAUCGCACCUUUCGCAGCCGACACCAAAGUCAGGAAUCUGUUUUAUCCUUACGAUACGCUGACUUUGGAAAAGGGUGCAACCAAGCUCGGUCUUAAUGGAUCUACCGAGUACAACGGUUGUCUUUCCAAACUGUCGCUCGAUAGGUAUGAAUUCCGUGCCUAUGUUCCGGUCGAUAAGCAUAUCAUGCCUCGGCCCAUGGUCACUGAAUUCUACCCCGGUCACGAUACCCCGAUUCACUCCACGGUGAAACCCAGUGCGGAUGAGAGUGUCAAAGUCGCAUUCUACUACUCGGAGGAGAUGGACUGUGACUAUAUCACCGAAAAUCUCAGUUUCAACUCGUCUACCGAGUCCCUCAACAUCCCCACAAUCAACACCAAGAGUGUCAACUGCUCUGUCAUCCCCGCUACUGACGUAUCAUAUGUUGGUCAAAUCCCCAGUGUUUGGAUGUGGUCUGCCAAUCUUGAUGGAGUAUACAACGGUGUCCACCGCCUGAGCGUGAAAAACGCGACGAACAAAGCCGGGACUGCCUCAACAAACUCGGUUGACCAUUUCCUUCUCCGUAUUGGUCAGUUAGAUAACCCGAUGGUUUUCGGCACUGCCAAUUAUUCUAGCAGUUUGUUCCACAAGGAUGAUAAUGGUACUUUCUUUGUUCAGCACCACGCCGCAGGUGCUGACAAGUGGCGCUACUCCACUAACUGGGGGACGUCUUUCUCCGACUGGAAAAAGUACACCGGUGGCAAUGACACCGUCACAGAGCUGCCUUGGUCGGGAACCAAGAAGCAAAGAUGGGACGGUGAUCACGUCCGUGUCGAGUACUGGAGCCGUUGGACCGGCAGCAGUGAUUACGUGCAGCAAGGCGAUGUCGACCAAAAACAAACCCCUCGUCGUUUCCCUCAUCUCUUCUUCAAUGGUCCUUAUAACCAGUAUGGAUACGAUGCUGGUUUGAGGAAUCAAGUCGAUCUCAACGAUGAUACCGGAUACUGGAACUACCAUUUCACUUCGGAAUGGCCCGCAGUUGGACAGCUUAAUGUCUGGGGUAUCAACCCUGACGGAAAGCCUGACCAAAGUAUGGUGCUUGGUGACGCCGAUGGUGACAGUAUUCUGGACCGCAUGCCGCCAUCAUCCCUUUCUGCUACUCUGAUCAACAUCACCAAGGCGCCUAUUGAUGGUCACCUGGCAUGGAAAUUCUACAUCAAUGAUGCUACUCUCAAGUACACCCUGAUCCCAGUUGGUGACCAGAGGGUUCAGAUUGCCAUGUUCGUCCUUUUCUGGAUUAUCCCUCUUCUCACCGGUUGCGCAUGCGUCUACAUCUUUAUGAAGUCAUUCUACAAGGUCAAGUUCAACCAGGUCGGUGUCAGCGAGAAGCACAGCUUGGUUCCUCUGGCUUUCUGGAAGAAGCUGAAGCCUUCUCGCAACGGAGAUUCGUCCCUGAACCCUCUCAUGCGCUUGGCGAACAAGUCUGGAUUCAUGCAGAGUACCACAGCUCUUGGCACACUUGGCGCUGCUGGAAAGCGCCGUAUGGUCUUGAUCGCGACUAUGGAGUAUGAUAUUGAGGACUGGGCCAUCAAGAUUAAGAUCGGUGGUCUCGGUGUCAUGGCUCAACUUAUGGGUAAAACGCUCGGUCACCAGGACUUGAUUUGGGUUGUUCCCUGCGUUGGCGGUAUCGAUUAUCCCGUGGACCAAAUUGCAGAGCCCAUGGAAGUCACUAUCCUCGGCAGCGCAUACCAGGUCCAGGUCCAGUACCACGUCUUGAACAACAUCACCUACGUCCUGCUUGAUGCUCCUGUGUUCCGUCAGCAGUCAAAAACCGAGCCUUACCCUGCUCGUAUGGAUGACUUGGACAGUGCCGUUUACUACUCAGCUUGGAACCAGUGUAUUGCGGAGGCUAUCAAGCGUUUCCCUAUUGACGCCUACCACAUCAACGAUUACCACGGAUCCCUGGCCCCUCUCUACCUCCUGCCAAACACUAUUCCCGCCUGUCUCUCUCUGCACAAUGCCGAGUUCCAAGGCCUAUGGCCUAUGCGAACCCUCAAGGAAAAGCAAGAGGUCUGCUCCGUCUUCAACCUCGAUGAAGAGGUCGCUCGUCGUUAUGUCCAAUUCGGUGAGGUUUUCAACUUGCUCCACGCCGGAGCCAGCUACCUCCGUGUUCACCAACAGGGUUUCGGUGCUGUCGGUGUGUCCAAGAAGUACGGAAAGCGUUCUUACGCCCGUUACCCUAUCUUCUGGGGUCUGCGCAAGGUCGGCAAUCUGCCUAACCCCGAUCCCUCUGAUGUCGGCGAGUGGACUAAGGAGCCUACCAAGGACGAGGAUAUCACUGUGGACCCUACCUAUGAGGCUAGCCGUGGUGAUCUCAAGCGUCAAGCCCAGGAAUGGGCCGGUCUUGACCUUAACCCUGAUGCCGAUUUGCUUGUCUUUGUUGGCCGCUGGUCUAUGCAAAAGGGUGUUGAUCUUAUUGCCGAUGCGCUGCCUUCUGUUCUUGAACAGCGUCCUAAUGUACAGUUAAUCUGUAUUGGUCCCGUUAUUGAUCUUUACGGAAAGUUCGCCGCCCUCAAGCUGGACCACAUGAUGAAGGUUUACCCUGGUCGUGUGUUCUCGAAGCCUGAGUUUACUGCUCUCCCGCCAUUCAUCUUCUCCGGUGCUGAAUUCGCCCUGAUCCCUUCCCGUGAUGAGCCCUUCGGUCUGGUUGCCGUCGAGUUCGGUCGUAAGGGUGCUCUGGGUAUCGGUGCUCGUGUCGGUGGUCUUGGUCAAAUGCCUGGUUGGUGGUACAAUGUCGAGUCUAUCUCCACAUCCCAUCUGCUCGUUCAAUUCAAGCUGGCUAUUGAGGCAGCGUUGACUUCGAAGACUGCCACCCGUGCGAUGAUGCGUGCUCGAUCUGCCAAGCAGCGUUUCCCUGUUGCUCAGUGGGUUGAGGAUCUUGAAAUUCUCCAGUCUACUGCUAUUCAGGUUCACAACAAGGAAGCUGCCAAGGGCCACGGUCGUCCUGGUACUUCAUCUGGAAGCACUUACGCUGGUACAAUGACACCCCCUCACGCAAUCAGCAACCCUAUGAACGGUCUGCCUUCGCCUGGCCUUCCUCCCGGUUUCGCCCAUUCUCGUGAUAGCAGCUAUUCAUUCAACCAAAUGAACGAUCUUGGCUCUCAGAACAAGCACAUUUACAGUGCUGAGCCUGAUGUCAACGACACUGAGAAGCCCAAGUCUGGAUUGAGCAGGUCUCUUUCUCUUGGUGUUCGCUCGGGUCCUGGUCACGCUGCUCGCCGUAGGGCUGCCGCCGCAGAGGGCAUUCCAGAAAGCGAUGCCGAUGCUGAAGACAGCAGCGAUGAGGACAUUUCUCACGUUGUCUAUGGCGAUGAUGAGGAGUACACUCUUACCCCGGCCCAGGUUGAAGCCGAGCGCCGUGCCCAAGCCUCCCAGAGGGAGCGUGGUCUCGCCUCUCCUGGUCUUGCUUCUCCCGGCCUCGCCUCCCCCGGUUUCGGUACACCUGCCAGACGUCUCAGUCAGGAAUCCAUGCACCCCCGAUUCGCCCUACCUCCUACCAGCCCUGGAACACCGCCCAGUGCUGAAAACCUUCUUUUGCCUCCUACUCCUUUCGGUGACUCCAACCGUUACAGUAACGCCUCCGUUCUCUCGCUUGACUCCGUUGUCGGACAGAAAAAGGACUUCAAGCUGCAAAAGGUGGAUCCCUUCUUUACUGACAGCACCGGCGAGUACUACAAGACCUUCGAUAAGAGAUUGGACAACCUCAAUGGGUCCAACUCCGAGUCCCAGCUUUGUAUUGAAGAGUUCUUGAUUAAGAGUGAGCAACAGUGGUUCGACAGAUUCCGCAAUGCCAAACUUGGUCGCCACACCAAGUCUCCCACACCCUCGAUUAUGCAAUCCCGCAAUGCCUCGCCUGUUUCAUUCUACGAUAAUGACAUUGCCUCGCACCACCACGGUAGUCACGGUAGUGAGGAGAACAUCACCGAUGACGAGUUCCUUCUUGGAAAGGACUACGUUCCUCCUACUGGUCUGAAGAAGUGGAUGCAAAUUAAGCUGGGUGACUGGCCUGUCUACUCCAUUUUACUUGCUCUUGGUCAAAUCAUCGCUGCCAACUCUUACCAGAUCAACUUGCUCACUGGCGAAGUCGGUGAAACCGCAGAGAAACUGUACGGCAUUGCUACCACCUAUGCCAUCACGUCUAUCUGCUGGUGGCUCGUCUACCGCUACUUCAAGUCUGUUGUCUGUCUUUCGAGUCCUUGGUUCCUCUACGCCAUUGCUUUCCUGUUCAUUGGCUCUGCUCACUGGGUUUCCGAUGAGUUCAGCCGUGGUUGGGUUCAGAAUGUCGGCAGUGGUUUCUACGCCGCUGCCUCGUCCAGUGGAUCCAUCUUCUUCGCCUCCAACUUCGGUGACGAAGGUGGUGCGCCUGUUGAAACCUGGAUCUUCCGAGCUUGUGUUAUCCAGGGUCUUCAGCAAGUCUAUGUGAUUGGUCUCUGGUACUGGGGUUCUACACUUACCAAGGCCUCCCAAGAAGGUAUCCUGUCCGACAACACCAUCGCCAACAGCUGGAAGAUGACUGCGAUUUGUUAUCCAAUUGCCGCUUUCCUCUGCAUUGUCGGUCUGCUCCUCGCUUUCGGUCUCCCUAACUACUACCGCCAAAAGCCCGGCAAGGUCCCCUCCUUCUACAAAUCCCUGUUCCGCCGCAAGAUCGUCAUCUGGAACUUCAUCGCCGUCAUCCUGCAAAACUUCUUCCUCAGCGCACCUUACGGUCGCAACUGGAGCUUCCUCUGGAACUCAAAUCACACCCACCCCUGGCAAAUCGUUCUCCUCUGCAUUCUGUUCUUUGGCGUCGUCUGGUGCAUUUUCCUCUUCAUCGUCAGCAAGUUCUCCAAGCAACACAGUUGGUUCCUUCCCGUCUUCGCCUGCGGUCUUGGCGCCCCAAGAUUCAUCCAAAUCUGGUGGGGUAUCUCCGGCAUUGGCUACUAUCUCCCCUGGGCAGGUGGUCUCACAUCCGGUGCCCUGGUGUCACGCAGUGUGUGGCUCUGGCUCGGAGUCCUAGAUUCCAUCCAAGGUCUAGGCUUCGGUAUCAUCAUGCUGCAGACUCUGACGCGUGUGCACAUGUGUUUCGCGCUCAUCGCCUCGCAGGUGCUCGGUUCCAUCGCGACUAUCUGCGCCAGAGCCUUCGGUCCCAAUAAUACCGGACCGGGCCCUAUCUCGCCAGAUGUCACGCAGGGUGUCCAUGCCAUUGCUAAUGCUUGGUUUUGGGUUUCCCUGUUCUGUCAGUUGCUGAUCUGUGCUGGCUUCCUCCUCUUCUUCCGCAAGGAACAACUUGCUAAGCCUUAG
Molecule: messenger RNA, 7284 nt
Organism: Penicillium nucicola
Lineage: Eukaryota; Fungi; Ascomycota; Eurotiomycetes; Eurotiales; Aspergillaceae
Exons: 3
Coding region: 1-7284 (2427 amino acids)
Biological process (GO): fungal-type cell wall (1->3)-alpha-glucan biosynthetic process
Cellular component (GO): fungal-type cell wall
Molecular function (GO): alpha-1,3-glucan synthase activity
Source: RefSeq, a predicted model, not a curated record